Staurois parvus is the source of this 342-nucleotide messenger RNA. Lineage: Eukaryota; Metazoa; Chordata; Amphibia; Anura; Ranidae. The record is from the annotation of a GenBank genome assembly.
GUGGGCACAGGUGGGUGGCACUGGUGGGCACAGGUGGGUGGCACUGGUGGGUGGGCACAGGUGGGUGGCACUGCUGGGCACAGGUGGGGGCACUGCUGGGCACAGGUGGGGGCACUGCUGGGCACAGGUGGGGGCACUGCUGGGAACGGGUGGGCGGGGCUAGUGGGCGCACUGCUGGGCGGAACUUGCGGGUGUCACUGCUGGGCACCGAUCAUCAGGGCACUGAUCAUCAGUGCCCUGAUGAUCGGUGCCGAUCCCCGUUCUGACAACUGCCGGUUCUCGGCAGUACUUUCCUCACGAUCUGACAGCGUGAGGAAAGUGCAGCCGAGAACCGGCACUUGC